Molecule: messenger RNA, 3024 nt
Organism: Stereum hirsutum FP-91666 SS1
Lineage: Eukaryota; Fungi; Basidiomycota; Agaricomycetes; Russulales; Stereaceae
Exons: 4
Coding region: 420-2891 (823 amino acids)
Source: RefSeq, a predicted model, not a curated record
GUCGCCGUCCCUGUAAUACUCUUUUAAAUGAUCUCUUAGUUAUGCAGCAACAAAUCUGGCAGAUUUGUUAGCCCUUGAUGGUCUGACGCGACGACAAACUGUUUGACAUUCUGGGUCUCACUAGUCCCAGUCAAUCCGCUCUCCUCUCUUGGCCUCGUCUCUCCACUUCCAGAAUUCUAGCCCGACAACAGACGAUGACCGUACGAUGACGAACGGUGACUGUCACGUGAUACUCGAGUGCGAUCCGGCGCCAACCUCUCCUCCGUUCGCCAGCCCCUCUUUCAGCGCCAGCUCCCGCCACAUCCCUCGUCAUCGAUGCGUUCAUACACCCCCGCUGUCCUUUAUAAACCUCUCUCUCUCGCUCGAAGUAUGCAGUAUCACCUUUUCCUCUUCUUUCUUCCACAACCACCGUCAACAAUAUGGACAAAGCUGCAUCCGUCGUCGCCGCUUUCGAGGCUGGCAAACAACCGUCACAAACACAGAUCAACGCGUGGAUAGAUUAUCUUCUGCAGUCGCAGCUCAUCAAGGUCGAGAAGACAGAGAGUGGAGGCGAGUUGAGUGAGAAUGGCAGGAAGUUAGCGGGUGACGCGAGGAAUGUGCUUGAUGCGUACAAGGCGUACGCCUCUAGCAAGAACAAAAACAACCUCGUCCAAGAAGCCAUCUGGCACCUCCGCCAAGCCGACAUCUCCUCCGCUUCUCUCGACGUCGACCUCCCCGUCGACAAACAAAAAGCAAAUUCCGACUAUCGCGCCCUCGUCUCCUCACUCUCCAACUCCCUCUCCAUCCUCUGGUCCACAACGACCUCCGAAGGCUCCGGCGUCUUCUCCGACUUCACCUCCUUCAUGCGUCUCGCGCUCGCCGAUGCCGCAGAAUCUCUGGGCGACUCGGCUAAGAAUGCGGCGGAGAGCUUGAGGGAGGUCGAGGGCGAGGUGGAGGAUGGGCAGAGAGAUGCGGUGGGGAGGAAGAGGAAGAGUCCGGAGGAGAAGGAGGAAGAUCAGGAUGUGAGAGUUAAGUUCGAGAAGGGGAUGGAUACGGCGAAGGCGGUGGGGUCGAAGACUAUUGGGGCGGGGCAGGCUGCGUCUGGGAAGGCGGAGGAGUUGACGGACAAGUCGAGCUCGAGGUUGAAGGAGAUGUAUGUUCGGAUUGCGAAGCGCGCGCAGGACGAUCCCCAGUACCAGAAAUCUCUCGACACCAUCUUCGACCUCAUCGAGAAAUGGAUCAACAUCACAGGUGACGCCGCCGCCGACGCAGCCCAUGCCGCCUCGCAAGACACGUCGCUCGAGUCCUUCGUCAACGAUCCUACGCCCGAGAAACACCUCAUCAAAGGCCUCCGCACCAUCCGCGUCCUCGUCGAGAACCUCGCAGGCGGUAAAUCCUUGGACGACCUCUUCUCUGCGCUCAGUACAUGCGUCAUCGACAUCCGUAAUGACCCGAACCUCAAGAAAUGGGUCUCGGAUUUCCUCAAGUACUCGAAGAAGAACCUUCAAUCGGUCGGGAAAGCGUCCGCUGACGAGGAUAAGGAGACGAUUCGAGCGAAGAAAGACUUACAGAAGCGGUGGAAAGAGAUUUCGGAUACGCAGUCGGGCGCGAGCGGACAGAAAUGGAGCCGUGAUGUCGAAGUGCUGAAGAAGGAGGUGAAGGAGUUCGAGGGCCGUUUGGGCGAGGAUAAGGAGCUGGGGAGGGUCAGGAAGGCGCAUGAUAAGUUUGCUAUGGAUCUCGAGGAGAUGAUGAUCAAUGCGACGGGAACGGGGAUGCAGUUGGCGUUGGAUCAGGCUUCGUGGAUGUGGCAGGAUUUGUUCAAUGUUUAUCUUCCUCGGGCGAUGAACAUGGUGCAGAGUAUUCCUAUUCCUCGCACCGAGUACAAAGACCCCGAAGUCGAAUUCGUCCUCGAAGACGUCGACAUCUCCUCGCUCUCCAUCCUCCCCGGUCACGUCUACAUCCGCAACAUCACCGACAUCGACAUCUCCGCACCCUCCGUCUCCUCACCCACCACCACCGCCGUCGGCUCCCUCACCCAUCUCCAGAUCCAAGCGCUCCAACUGCAGCUGAAAGAAGUAUCCUUCUACUACCUCGACAAGACCGCCACCGUCGGUCCGGCGGAGUAUAAAGGCAUCGUCGAGGUGACGCUCCCGCCGCAGGGGAUCGACGUGGAUGUGAAGCUGAGGUUGAUACCCAGUACGCCGGAGGGAUUGAAAGCGAGGGAGAAGAAGGGCGGGCAUUAUAACGUGGAGAGGGUCGAAGUGAAGAUCACGGAGGACGUCACCUUCGCCAUGAAAGAAUCGAACCACGGUAUCCUGCUCAGCGUCUUCAAGCCCGUCCUGAACACGAAACUGAGGGAAGGACUCGCGACGAUGUUGAGGGAACAAAUCCAGGCGUCCAUUGAGGCUGUGGAUUCGAUCCUUUGGGACGUGGGUAGCAGAGCGGAAGUGUUCCGCGAUGCGGGAUUAUCUUCCGGACCGGCGCUCACGGCGGCGUUUUGGAGCGAGUUGGGGAGGAUGCAGAGGCAGGGAGGGAAUGGGCUGUUUGGCGGGUGGAGAGCGACGGGGACGGGGGUUGUCAAGGAUGUGGGUGCGAAUGCGAGGUUUGCGAUGGGGGCGGAGCCGCAGGUGUUGAGGCCGGAACAGAAGGGACCGAAGGGGACGUUGAGUAAGCCUAUUGCGGAGAGAGUGAAGGAGACGGCGGAGGAGGCAGGGGUCGAUACGCAGGCGAUGGAUGUGGAUUCUGGUACGGUGGAGAGCGGGAAGGAGCAGGCGAAGGGGGCGGUGCAGAGUGCGAAGGAGGGGGCGAGGGAGGGGUUGAAGGCGGUGAGGACGUUUGAGGGAUUGGUGGAGAGGAAGAGGGAGGAGGAGGAAGAGCGGUCCGGCUGGCAGAGUCGGGCAUUUGAUAUCUGAGUGUGUGUAUGCCUGUCGUUUCGCUUUCGACUUGAGUCGUCGUGUCGAAUUGUGUCUUUCUCUGGUUUACUCAUCUGCAUGGUCCUGAUCGUUGUCUUGAUAUAUUCACGCACCUCUUGUACAAUACACGUAU